AUGAAUAGUCACACUCCUCGGUCUUACCAGAAUUCAGGAGAUUCUGGUUGUUAUUCAAUUUUUGAAAGUACUCCAAAUUCGAAUAUUGAAAAUGAGAGUACUCCAACUUCUGCUGCUGUUUCGAGGAAGAGGAAAGCAUCCUGCUUGGAUAGCUAUAAUGGCAGAAAACUUUCAGAAGUUAUUGAGUUUUGUCCUUCUACCCCACAAUUUUCCAGUACCAUGAAUGAAAGUCUGAUGAUCAAUUUGGAGAACUGCCACCUUCAAAAUGAUGUUAGCACCAUUCAUGAUGAUUUAGAAUCGUUAAAUGUUACCGAAACCAAUCAAUAUGAAGAAGAGGAGAAAAUCUGCCACUUCAAAAAGUUGUUCAAACCCAACAAUAUCAAAAGAAGGUUCUGCUCCGCUCCUAACACUCCCGAGAAGCAAGUCCAGGACAACUUGAAAAAAUCGAACACCAACAGCUUCAUCAAAAACUUUGCGCAAGUGACCGUACACACCCAAUCGCCUCUGAACAAGGAAGCCCUAGACAUAUUAUACCCCGAUUUACCUCCGUUGGAACCGGUGAGGAAGCCUCUUACGCCACAAAAGUUCAGAGACAGCUUCGACAGGAGUCUCGAUAGGAGUGCAACUCCUGCCAAAAAACGUCUCUUUUCGCUGUCGCGGAAGGAACUGUUCAAGAGCAUCGUCUCCAAUAACAUCAUUAUGAAGAAGAUCCUGAGGGAGUUGUCUGAAGGUGAUCUCUACCGAUUGGGGCAAGUUUCGAAGUCUCUGAGAGACGCGAUCUUGUCCGAUAUCGAUGCCUCUGGUAGGUAUUCGGGCUACAUGAAGAUUCAUCACAAUUACAAGGAGAAUUAUAAGAUUACGCCGCCGCCGUCUCCUGAGAAGUCCGAUGAACACUUCGAAAAUAGUUUGAGCUCCAAGAAUUUCGCAUACUUUUACAGUAUCGCCUCUGGAUUGAAUAAAUAUCAGUCUCUCACGAAAUGUCCCCGAUGCAACAAAGCUUCUGUAGUUGAAAAUUACAUUGGGCAGUGUCAAGAUUUGCUCAGAUGUGGUUACAUUUUUUGUAGGAAAUGUGGCAGUUUUGCAAGCAAUCCCAAGGAUUUCAAAGACAUAUGUAAUAAUGCACAAAUUAUGAACAUGCCAAAAGCAAGGUGUCAUUUUAGCGAUUUAAGCAAUUCGUCCAUUACCAGUGAUUAUGUGACUGACACUUCGAGUUCCUUUUUUUCUUCGUCGUUAAAUCUGAAUCUCAUUAACAAAUUCGACACUUCAGGGGUUGCACCUGGAAGUGAAACAUCAACUCCCAAACUUAACGUGAAGAGAAAUUUGUCAAAAUCGUUCAUGUCUCCAUCUGAGGUCAGAAUAAAAGCUUUAUCGUCGAAUAAUAACAGAGUAUUGACACCAUCUCACAAGCUGCAAUGCAGAACAUCACUAUUACCAGUUUUACCGUUCGACAAUGCCAACAAUAAUAACAAUUCCUGUGAUAUUCUUGAGCCUUCUAGUCCUCCCAAAAUCAAACAGCACUCUGUAUGUUCAAAACAAAGCAAGAGGAAUUUGAAGAGAUUGACUAGAUGA
Messenger RNA from Phaedon cochleariae (mustard beetle), 1569 nucleotides. The record is from the annotation of a GenBank genome assembly. NCBI's taxonomy places the organism in Eukaryota, Metazoa, Arthropoda, Insecta, Coleoptera, Chrysomelidae.